AUGGUAGAAUUUAACUGUACUUAUAGGAAAGCCUUAACAGUAUAUGUACCGCCCUCAGCUUCCUUGCUUAGAAAAGAUAGCUUUCGACAACAGUCUGACAACCCUCCUACCAACAUGAUCUCACAAACGGAGAGUAGAUUCCAAGAACGUGAUACCUCCACAUUCGCAGAGAUAGUUAAAACCGACAUCUCAUUGCAUAAAGAGGAUGUAAAUGAGGUUAAAAAUACUUCUGCCAAUACUUCAAUGAGAUUUCGACGUACUCGUAGGAGGUACACGACUUCUUGUAGGUUGGAGCUCCCGACAAACUCAUCUACAAUUAAUAGUGAGUCAACAGUGCCUCCUGAUGCGGCUGCUGGUGAAGAGAAAAGGAAUGACGGUGUUCGUUUUGACGAGCUAUUAGUGAGACUUAAAGAAAUUAUAUUUUUAAGGGAAUUGACGAUGGAAGACAAGCUACAUAUGGUGUUAAAGUGUUGUUUAGAGUGGUUAAUCUUAUUGAGUGUACAAUUCGUGUCAAAGUGGCCUUUAUGUAAGAUUAUUGCUGACUAUUUUAUCAAUGUCUCGUAG
Parnassius apollo (apollo) is the source of this 564-nucleotide messenger RNA. The record is from the annotation of a GenBank genome assembly. NCBI's taxonomy places the organism in Eukaryota, Metazoa, Arthropoda, Insecta, Lepidoptera, Papilionidae.